AUGUGGUUUAACAACCUUCCUAAAGGCUCAGUUGUAUCAUUUGCUCACCUAUCCGAGCUGUUCUUAGAAACAUACAUUCAUAAUAGCAGAGUACGACCCGAAGUUGACGCGCUGUUCCAGAUAUCCCGAGGACCAAAUGAGUCACUCCGCUCCCUGGUAACACGAUGGAGAAAACUAUGUGCUGAGAUCGGAAAAGUCCCUGAAGCUUACGCGAUCUUAGGCUUUAAAAAUAGUCUUAGAAAGACAGACCCAAUCUUUGUCCGCAUGUAUGAAACCAUGCCAAAGAAUUUGGGAAAAUUAAGAGAAAUCCAAAAGGAUUAUGUAGCCUUGGAAGAACUCCAAGACGGAACUUACGACAAGAUGGUAAAAGGAACUAAUGGAGGAGAAAAUGUGGUAGAACUACAGAAUCCCCAAUUACCAUCCCAAGGAGCUGGGCGAUCCAACAACGGGUCAACACAGUUCGAAAAACAUCGGACUGGAGGAUGGAAAGGGAGAUACCAGGCCCAGCAAAAGAAGGAAAAGUUUGUAGACCCAGUCUACAUGAAACUGAACACGCCCAUAUCCGAGAUCCUUAAGAAGAUCGAUGGAAAACAUAAAAUCACUUACCCAUGGAACAGAGGUCAGCAGCCAGAGCGGGCCAAAAAUAGAACUGACUUCUGGGAGUUCCAUCAAUUCCAUAGCCACAUGACAGACUCGUGUAGGGACUUGAAUAAUAUGGUGCAAGAAAUGAUCGACGAAAGCAAGCUCCAGGAGUAUAUCGCGCAACCAGCAAUCCCACCCACCGUUGGGACACCCAUACAUCGUGUGGAAAUCCCCCGUGAGGCGCAGCAUUUAGAGUGCAAUAUAAUAUCGCACUCGGCAAUCGUUUCCCCCACGCCUGAAGGAAAUAUUACUGGACGAAUUCACAAACGAAACUUCGCAGGUGAUGAAGUUUUCAGCGUAGCCAUCACGAUGGCCAUUGCACUUCCCGAACACGAAGGCGGGGAGGAAAAAACUAAGGCAUUGCCAUGGGCAAUACCCAAAAUCCUAAUCCAUAGGCGUAGUUCCGUCGAGAUCCUGUCCUAUGAAACAUUCAAACAAACGGGUCUUAGAGAUGAUUGCCUAAUACCCUCUACUUACAACAUAUUUGGCUUUAACGGAUCUUCAACCCACCCAAGGGGCGAGAUGAAAUUAGAAAUCCGGGUGGGAAAAAUCCUCACCUUAACCACUUUCUGCAUGGUAAACAUACUAUCACCCUACACAGCUAUUGUCGGCCGAUCCUGGGUCCAUGGGAUCAAGGGAGUGGCCUCGACUUACCAUCAAAGUCUAAGGUUCCCUACGCCCUAUGGAGUUGCGGAAAUCAUUGGAGACUCUGGCGAGGAAAAAUACUUCUACAAAAUGGACGUCGAGAACGGCGAGAACAAAGUAAACUCCCCAAAGGCGCAGGAAAGGAGGGCCAGACCAAUAACUUGGCUGAAAUUCAUGACUACAUAG
Messenger RNA from Papaver somniferum (opium poppy), 1473 nucleotides. RefSeq lists its product as uncharacterized. The coding region runs from base 1 to 1473 and encodes 490 amino acids. Lineage: Eukaryota; Viridiplantae; Streptophyta; Magnoliopsida; Ranunculales; Papaveraceae. The record is from RefSeq and is a predicted model, not a curated record. The transcript has a single exon.